GUCGAUUGGAAUGCAACCGACCGUAACUUUCUCGACCCGUAUAUAUACCUCGGUAACAGUUGAGAGGCAAUCGAAACUGUGUAUAAUGUGUCAUCUUUUGGCCGCAAUCUGAGGAGUAAUGACACGAACAAACCUCCAUAACUUUAUGAUGUCGUGUCAGUUAUAAAUGGCAGUAGGAAAAUAGUGGCAAAACAUAACCUCUGUCUCAAAAUGGACGAUAUUAAAAGCUUCUUGAAAACACACUAUAAAGAAAUCUGCAUUACUGCUACAGUGGGGAUAGUUUUGGUGAAGGUAAUCAAAUGGCGGAAGAAACGAGUAAAGAAGAAUUAUCCACCGAACACCAUCAUUCACCACCAGAUCGGCCGAGGACCUUAUGCUCCAAGUAUAACACCGUUUGCCGUGAAGCUGGAGACUUAUUUACGGAUGACAAAAGUCCCAUUUAUGAAUGAACAUGAUAGUCUGACCAACAGAAGUUCUAAAGGUAAAUUGACCUGGAUAGAAUACAAUGGGCAAGAAGUAGCAGACUCGGAAUUCUGUAUCCAGUUUAUAAACAAAACAUUCUGCAUUGAUCUGGACAAGAACUUCUCUGAUGAGGAAAUCGGGGCAGGUAGAGCCAUUCAAAGGAUGGUAGAUGAACAUCUGUAUUGGACAUUGGUUCUACAACGCUGGGUUUUUGACCCGAAGAACGGAAGAAAACACCUGGGCCUGUCGUGGCUCGAGUCUCUUGGAGUCGAAAACAUGUUUAAGAAACAGACUUAUGCACAGGGGGUAGGCAGACACACUGAGGAAGAAGUGAUGCAAGUGAUGGAUGAAGAUAUACAGGCCCUGUCAAAGUUCUUAGGUAAGAAGAAAUUCAUGUUGGGUGAACAAGCCAGUCAGACUGAUUGUGCGAUGUUUGGAAUGUUAUCUCAGAUUCACUGGCAGAACUUUGGAGGUGCAGCAGAAAAGUUGUACAAAAAAUAUCCCAAUUUGAGCGCUUACACUGAACGUAUGAAGGAGGAGUUCUGGCCAGACUGGGACGAUUGUAUUACCCACGGUGGGACAAGGAAAGCUUCCAAGUGAUUGCAUAUUGCAAAACUGCACUCGGAUUAAUGUUGAAGGACGAAUAAAUUUUUCUCCUUAUGACCA
This is a messenger RNA of Magallana angulata, 1128 nucleotides long. RefSeq names its product failed axon connections homolog. The record is from RefSeq and is a predicted model, not a curated record. Lineage: Eukaryota; Metazoa; Mollusca; Bivalvia; Ostreida; Ostreidae. Gene Ontology annotation, cellular component: cytoplasm. Bases 211 to 1062 code for a protein of 283 amino acids. The transcript has 6 exons.